Pocillopora damicornis (cauliflower coral) is the source of this 5032-nucleotide messenger RNA. RefSeq lists its product as uncharacterized. The record is from RefSeq and is a predicted model, not a curated record. Gene Ontology annotation, cellular component: nucleus; cytoplasm. Gene Ontology annotation, biological process: regulation of DNA-templated transcription. Gene Ontology annotation, molecular function: transcription factor binding; zinc ion binding; amyloid-beta binding. Lineage: Eukaryota; Metazoa; Cnidaria; Anthozoa; Scleractinia; Pocilloporidae.
AGCGUCCAAAAUGUAUUUCUGGAAAAAAUUUUUUUGGUGUACGUGAACGGUUCACUGAGGAAAUGAAGAGAGAGAGAAUCAAUACAAAUAAGCAAACGUCUUUAUUGUAAUUACAUAUUGAGUGAUAGUGCCAAAACUUUUAUCAGAUUUUUCAUUGAAAAUGACUAAGAAUUCCUUUUUUUAUUGAUCACAGCUUUCAUCAGUUGUCUUUGAAAAUGCAAAUAUAAUUGCAAGCGAGGCCGAUGGUGACGUCAUGAUAGCUUACAGUUUCAUAUUUCCUACCAUCAAGCCAAUUUGUCUAGUCUGCAUUGAAAUUAUACGCAUCGUGGGGGAUUUACUUCCCUUCGUCUCGUCAAACAUGGAAGAAACGGCUUUUUAGAUCCGCUAUGUGAAAUCCCGGGUGUUGUGAUCGAUCUACAAGGGCUUCAAAUUUUUAUUUCUGCCAUCGUAUUAUGUCCCAGUUUAAAGUUGAAAAAGUCACAAAAGUGAAAGGGUUAUCAGAUCUCUCUGAGAAAGCUAAAUUCAGUGAAAAGACAGAACCCUCCUCAAAGCGAAGUCGAGGAUCUGCUAUCAGUAGCGAACGCCCUGGCUCUUCUCAUGGGAGGCAAACGGCGCUAAAGAAAACUGCAUCACCAUCAAAAUCCACAUCCAAUGAAACUGCAGGUAGAAAGUCCACAUCCAAUGAGGCUGCUGGUGGCAAGUCCACAGGAAAAACAACACUUUCGCAUCGCACCAACCCACCAAAACCUGCAACAAGAACAAAACAAACUGCUCAGGACAAUUCAACAACAGUCAAAAAGAGUUGUGCAGCUUCUCAGCAGGACAAGCAAUCUUCUGGCACAAUCACAGAUACCUCAGUAACUAAGAAAAGGCCGACCAGUCAUAGUGUUACUCCUUCACCACGCACAAGAACAACAGCAGUUUCAAAGCCAUUAUCUCAAAAGCCUGUGAAAGAACCUAACAACAAAAAGAAAAGUGAAAUUAAAAAAGAGAAUAGUUAUGAUGCUAGUGAUAGUGACUCUGAGCAUGGCAGUGUAGAUCGACUCAACACUGAUGGUGACUAUGGCUAUGAGACUGGUUCCCUUGAUGACAGUGAUGUGUCGACAGGGGAAUUGCUUAGUCCAUCAGCCAAAGAUGAGAAUAAGACUAUUUUAACAAAUGAACAAAGUGGAAACCCUGCUUGUACAUAUACCGAAGUUGAAUUUGGACAAGUUUUGGCGACAAAGGAAGGAGAUGUUGUCAUUAGGAAUUCAGAGAAAUUUGAUUCAGGAGAAGGAGAGUUAGUUGUAGUGGAUGGCAGUGCAUUUGGUGAUCGCAAAUCUUACACCUAUGCAGGAGAUGAGUUUCGACCCUUGAUUGUGACAGAACAAGGGGGAAUUUCUGCCCCUGUUGAGGCAAAGAAGUAUUCCAAGAGCUCUGAGGAUGAAAAUGGCAAUGGUGAUAGGCAAAGGGCUGGUGGAAGAAAAAAAAUGGUGACAGAAUAUGAAGAAGUUCAGAUUGUUGAUGGUAGCUAUGACAGAACGAACAUAAAGGUGACAUCUGCCAAUCAAAAGAAUAGGGCAGAGACUGAUGACUCGCAUACUUUGGGUCCACUUAAUGAUGUUUAUGCUGUUGUGCAGAAAAAGCCAAAGGAAACUGCUUGUAAUGAGAAUGCAGAACAGAAACAAACUUGUACAACUCAAAGGCCCACUCUUGAGUUGGGUGAUGUUGCCCCUGCAAUCCCAGGUGGACGCAAAGACUCGAGUAUGUAUGAAGCAAUAACAGGAGAGCUUCAGAAUAUGAUAAUGGCAUGUGACGAGGUGUCACUAGAUCAGAUAUCAUCCAGGACUAAUGCUAAUGACAAGAAAGGUUCUCCAGGAGAUAAAAAGGUUCCACCACCCAUUCCGAAACCUUAUUCAGGACCUGGCUUCAAUUCUCUGGCAUCAAAGGAACCAGUAAUGAAAGAACUGUCAGAAAAUUCUGAGAGAGAACCUGCAGAGGUUCCAUCUCAGCCAGUUUAUGCUGUUGUACAGAAGAAGCAAAAUGAAAAAUUGAAUGAUAAAUCCUCAGAAGAAAUAUGUGAUACAACAUCUGCAGAUAUGCAGGCACCAGAUAAGCCUAGGUAUGCUGUGGUGCAAAAUGGUUCAGUUGAAUCUCUUGAUCAGCUAAGAAUACCAGAAGCAUCUGGUGAUGAUGAUGAUGAGUCCAGUGAUGAAGAGAUGCCACCACCACUUCCUUCAAGGUUACCAAACCUUGAAGAUACUAUGAAAAGGACAGAUCCUUCACAGAAUACCUUCCAGUCUGAUCAAGUGGAGAAAUCAGAGGAAAAGCCAAAGAAGGGUGGUUUCAAAUUAUUUAAAAAGAAACACCACAGACAACUGUCUGAUGGAAAUGUAACUGCUCAAUUAAAACAGGACACAGAUAGCGGUGCUAUUUUUUCAAGUGAAACUGAAAGGAAGCAAUUUCAUCAUCAUCGUCGAUCAAAAUCACAUGCAGACAUUAUGACACUUGAAGAAACUGGAGGCAGAUCAUUGAGUCCUACAAACACCUUUGAAAAUUACUCAGAAAUAACAAUUCCAUCUAGUAAAGCAAGGAGUUCUGACAAAGUAUCACCUGUCCAACCUUAUUUGGAAGUUGACAUUACUGAGCCUCCCUUGACACCUACCGAUUUCAAUAAAGAGAAAAUAUCCAUGGAAGAGGAUAGCGAGGAUCAAAAUGUUUCCUAUGAGCUACCUGAGGGCUGGAGGGAAGUGAAAGGUGACAAUGGUACUUAUUACUGGCAUGUUGCUUCUGGAACAACACAGUGGACCAUGCCUCAAGUUGCAACCAGACCUAAGAAGAAGUCAACUGAAGAAGUAAAACCAGCAGAAAGCACUGAAAGACAAAAGGUCUUGAGUUUUCCUGUGCACUCCAUGGGCUGGAUUGAGCUUGAAGAGAGCCAAGUUGCACCGCAUAACAUGAGUGAUACUAUCUCAGACUGUAUCUCUACCUUGGCACAGAAGAGAAAAGAUCUCUGGCAAACUGGAGAAACUUGGGGAGAGGGUAAGGACAUAAGAUUGUUGCUGGAGGGUGACACUCUUAAGCUUGCAGAACCAAGAACCAAGAACACCUUGCUUAUCCAACCUGUCUCUAAAAUGAGGGUUUGGGGUGUCGGCAAAGAGGAUCAGAGGGACUUUGCUUAUGUUGCACGAGAUCCUUCAACUGGCAAGCACAAGUGUCACAUGUUCCGUUGUCAUGGGAACAUAUCUGGUCGUGCAAUCACCAAUGCCCUACAUGACAUGUGUAGCAAGAUCAUAGAGGAAAAGAAAAAGGCUCAGGAAAGCACUCGUAAGAUAUCUGCUCAGAAGCCUUGGUCAGAUAUCAUUAAUACACCACCUCCUUCUUCAGCAAGAGAUAAUGCCAGUUUUAAUGAAAAACCCCAUGUAGAACCAAAGAAGAGCUUUUCUGCUAGAUAUGUUGGGAGCAUAGAUGUUCCAAGACCAACAGGUGUGGAGAUCUUGAACAAAGCAAUAAGUAAACUAACAAGUAAAGGUGGCGGUGUCAGUGGAUGGAGAACCAUUCUCAUUGAAAUCAGUGUAUCAAACAUCAGGAUAACAGACUGCACUACCCAAGAACUAAUUUCUGAAGACCGAGUUAGAUUUAUGUCUUUCUUUGGAGUUGGAAAAGAUGAAAGACUUUGUGGUUACAUUGUUACCACGGCUCCGGAUGUAUUUGUGUGCCAUGUGUUUCAGUGCUCUCCUAAUGCUGCUCCACUUACAAAGGCAUUAGCUGAAGCAUGCGAGCUCCGUUUCCAAAAAUGUGUGGAUGCUCAUCCAGAUAUUAUACAGAAAGUGACAGCUGCUGAGCAGGAGAAAAUAAGAGAAAAGUCUGACAAAGACAAAGAUAAAGAUAAGGCUGGUUUCAUUACAAGUGUUCAGGGUUUGCUUGGAAAACUUGGGACAAAGAAAGGGGGAGGGAAAAAGGAGGAAAGUAGCACAACAGAUAACAAACAAUCUUCGAUUCCCGUGAUAACAUGCAAACCAACUCACACUUUUAUGGUGAAGUACUACGGUGCACUGCCUGUGGCUGUCGGAACAGGGAUAGAAACUGUGGAGGAAGCAGCAAAGCAUUUGGCCGGAGGAACGCUACUGAUUUGUCAACUUGAUGUUGCACUCAAUGGAGUAACACUUUAUGACAGUCAGAGAAGUUCGCUUUCAAAGAGGAAUUUAGAUGCUGAUACAAUAUCAUACUGUGGUCUCACAAGUAACAGAAGCCAUUUUGGACUCAUCCAAAGCAUGGGAGGAGGAAAAUACAUUUGCCAUGUCUUUGCAGAGUACAAGACUAAGGCAGGGCCAAUUGUUGCAGCUAUUCAUGAAACAUUGUGAAUACCAGGGAAAAUUCUACAGUACAAUCACACAGAAUCAACAGAGAUGAAUGAUAUGAUAAUUUUAUCCCCUAGCAUUGUAAUUGUUAUCGUAAAAAUAUGUAUUUUAUUUCCAUGGAUUACAGAGGACAGCAGAUCAACCAAAAUGUAUGUAAAUAGAAUUCAGGGAGCUUUAACUGAUUUAUGAUUAUUAGCAUUUGAAUUGUAGAAAGCACGAUCACUUUGACUUGCUAGAAUGCAAUAUAUUUUUUUUUUUUGCUCUUUAAGCAAAGGCCUUAGCAGUUUUCUGCAUCAUGUUUCAAUUGAUCUGAGUGUGAAAUACAUGUUAGAGGCAAAUGAGAUUUGCAAUUGAAGGGGGGGGGGGAGUUUGCUACUUGGUCAGUGAGGGUUUUGAAUUUUCAACCAAAGGUAUGAUCAAUGUGGAAAAAGGAACAAAGAGGAAUAGUAUAUCAAGAUGUGAAUGUGCUUCCUUCACUUUCAGUCAUGUUUGUCUUGUUUAUUACUUGUUAGCAUUUUAAGGACUUGUUUUUAUACAAAUGUUUUAAUUAUUUUUGGAAUAGAACGUUAUUUUUGUAUACUUUUGCUGCAAUUACAGUUUGAAUGACAGAGCGGAUGGAUUUAGUGAAUGAAUGAAUGUAUAAUUAAACAAUUGAAUGACCAUAUGAAUUGAUGAAUACAACAACAAAUGAU